Symbiodinium natans is the source of this 1275-nucleotide messenger RNA. The record is from the annotation of a GenBank genome assembly. Lineage: Eukaryota; Dinophyceae; Suessiales; Symbiodiniaceae.
AUGGCGCUGCUUUCCUUUGGGUCUGCGCCUGGUGCAAGAGCGCGUGCUCUCCAGCGCUCCAGGCCCCCAGAUCGCGGCACUUCGCGGCCUUCAGGGCUGCCUCAAGGCACCAUCACCACGGCUGUCGCAGCCACCGUCGCAGCCACCACGGCUGGGGUGGUACCUGGGCGCGGGAGAGGUUCCAGGCCCGCGCGGCCCAUGAGGGCCGGGACGAUGAGAUCGGCACUUGAGGAAGAGGUCUCAGCUGCGGUGGAGGUGGUUCAGCGUUCGAUGCGGCUCGUGCAAGCUCUCGCCUGCGACAUGGAAGUCGCUCCAGCAAGCUCGGGGAAGGAGAUGGAAGCAUGUGAUGUCACGGCUGGCAUAUCUGCCAUCAAGCCAGGUGACUCGACGCCUGUGACAGCAGCAGACUUCGCCAUUCAGGGUCUUGUUUUUGAAGCCCUGCAGAAGCAGUUUCCCGCUGACGGUUUCAUGGGAGAAGAGGAUGCUGCCGAGCUUCGAGCGGACCCCGAUCUUUGCCGGCUGGCUCUGGAGCUCUGCUCGAGAUUUGGAAACAGCACUCUCACACAAGAGUCCUUCCUAGCUGCUGUGGACGCGGGGCUGGACCCGCUGCAGGAGAAAGAGAACGAUCGCAUCUGGGUGCUCGACCCGAUCGACGGCACCAAGGGCUUCAUGACAGGUCAGGGAUAUAUGAUUGGCCUUUCCCUUCUGAUGGAUGGCGAAGCCAUCAUAGGGGUAAUGGGCAAUCCCAACGCGGUGACGACCCCGCCGAUCAUGCUCGCUGUAAAGGGCAGGGGUCUCCGCUGGUGGCCUGCAGAGGGCACAAGUCCUCUGCCGUACGAGCCCUCAAAGCCGAAGUGGGCAGCUCAAGAUUUCAGAACCUUGCCGUCAUCCGCAGCAACUCUGCAAGAAGGUCGUGACUACCCUCCCUGGCUGCUUUCUCCACAGAGCAUGCGGUAUGCCUGCAGGCCCUUCGGUGACGCGCCCGCAUCAGAUUUGUGCUGCGGCUCCAUGGUCAAAUACUUUGCUGUGGCUGCCGGAACUCAUUGUGGAUAUGUGCAAUACGAGGAGCAGUUGAAAACGUGGGACCAUGCGUGUGGCAUCCUCUGUGUCGAGGAGUCUGGCGGAGCCGCAUGCGUUACAGACGCGGCUGGCGAGCCCGUGCGCUUCUUUGGCCGCAAGUUUUCAGUGUGCGGCGGCAUCGUUUCAUGCUCGCGCUGGUGCCGACCAGAGAUGCGAGAGCUUCUCCUUCAGGCUGCUGCAGGAAAUGCAUCCUAG